Molecule: messenger RNA, 366 nt
Organism: Glarea lozoyensis ATCC 20868
Lineage: Eukaryota; Fungi; Ascomycota; Leotiomycetes; Helotiales; Helotiaceae
Exons: 1
Coding region: 1-366 (121 amino acids)
Source: RefSeq, a predicted model, not a curated record
AUGUCACAACAACAACCAUCAUCCUCUUCCUCCCCCUCCUCCUCCACCCACCGCCAUUCCUCCCCAGCAACCUCCUACCAAGCAUCUCACUACACCCACCUGUACGCCCUUCCUCCCACACAAGCACCAUCCAGCGAAGUCCGCACCUGGCUCAGCACCUGGUUCAACGUACACGAGAUACCCGAGUUUGAUCAGAAGGUGUUGGAGAGGGUUUAUUGGAAUGGAUUUGACGUCUCGGAGUUAGCGUAUGGGGUUAUGGUUGAGCAGUUGGUAGAUUGGGGGACGGAUGAGGGGUGGGCGAUGGGGAUUGUGGUUGAUGUGCAGAGAGGAAGGGAGAUUAGAUGGGAGAAGGAGAGAGAGGAGUAG